AUGGAGCCUUCUUCCAAACGCCGGAGGCUUGCCCCCAAAGUCGCCGAUCCGCCCGUCCUGCCUCCUCACGCUCCGGCGUCCGUCCCGGUCCCGGUCCCGGUCCCGGCUCCAGCACCUCCACAUACUCAGGCGCAGCCUCCACCACACAGUUUCCCCCCAGAACAGCUUCCGCCUCCUCACUAUGCGCCCACCGAGUCUGUUGCGCCGCCACCCGAGCGGCACGAGUUCGAGGCUUUUGCUCGGCAUCUCCAAGAUGCCGCCAUGCACAUCCACCAGCAAACACUGAAGCCACAGCAUACCAGUGUGUCGGUGCUCAUGCUGCGAUGGGAGGAUGACACUUCGGUGGAGCAGGACCUGCUGGCGUUGGAAAAGGUGUUUAUUGAGCGUUACAACUAUCACACUGACAAGUGGGCAAUCCCCACGGUUCCAAAUCCAAGCAUCAAGCUCGGUGUUCAGAUGGCCUCGUUUCUGGACAAUGCCCGCCCAGAUCAUCUCUUGAUUAUAUAUUAUGCUGGCCAUGGCUAUGUUGGUUCCGACAACCAGCUCAAUGCUCGUGAGGAUGCUGCCAAGCUGAAGUGGGACGGUGUCCGGUGCCUGUUUGAGGAUGCACAGUCCGAAAUACUGCUCCUCCUUGACUCAUGUGCCAUCCCCAAUGCGCCCAUGGCUGGGAGCAACGUAGCCAAGCAAGCCAUCGCGGCAUACACCCCAGAGCAGACCCCCUUUGAGCCCGGCCCUCGCUCAUUUACCGCCUCUCUGACCGACACACUUCACAAGCUGAGUCUCACGAAUCGCCCUUUUAGUGCUCAACGAUUAUUCGAGGAUCUUCGACAACAAAGACAGCAUGAGAGCGCACAAGCUCUGGCCAGACUGGCCAACGGGGCCAGCAAGCAACCCGUGGCCCAUGAAAGGAUACCUGCUUUGUUUACGCUUACCCACACUAGGGGGCAUGGAAUCAUUCUGGUACCUCUGGACCCCAAAGCCGCCCAGCUUCAGUCGCCUCCCCAGUCUGCAGACACGGAUCUUCAGGGAACGUGGAAGUCCGGCCGUGAAGACCGGCCCUUGAGCUCUGAGGAGGUGAUGGGCCUGACGUUUGACGAACCAAGAGUCUUGGUGUGUACCACGUUUGUUGGCGACGCGAGUCCCGACAUGGCGUAUUUUAAUCAGUGGCUUCACAACACGCCUCCUGCAGCGUCAAAAAUCAAGGUGGAAGGCAUGUUCUUGGGCCCUCCCACGAUGCUUCUCAUAUCCAUGCCCAACAGCGUGUGGAAUGUUGUUCAGCACGACAAGGUGUGCUGCUUCCUGGGCUCCAUUGGGUCACAUAAUAUGAUCCACCUCUACGAGCGACUGGUAAAUCAGGCUGCCAACGGUUCGCUGCAGCCAAAAGAGCUAGAUGAGAACCGCACGGCGUUCGAAGCUCGCCCACCUGCAAAGGGUAGUCCAUCCGCUACUCGGCGCGAGCAAGCUGUGGCUCAGUACGUCCCCAUUCAGCAGGAAACACCGGGGCGUCAGGCGGAUUCACGUUCACAACCGGCAGUGGUCAACGGGGGGGCGAUAUCAGCGCCACCUCCGGCACCCCAAGGCCAGCAGCCUUCCGCUGUCCCCCAGGAAGAGGUGGAGGAAUCAGCUGAAAUGAAAGAAGCGGCAGAGCAGCUCAAAGCACUGAGCCACGUCCGUCACGUUAGUGAUGACGGCCUAUCGGCCCACGAUCCCUCAAACACACGAAUAGGCGACAGCAUCGCCGUGCGACAUGCCGGCGAUCCCGGAUCGCCCCCAGCUGAAGUGGCUGGGCCAACGGCCGACGAGAUCCAAUAUGCCCCCGAAUAUGGGACUCCUACCGCUAAGUCUAAAGCUCGGAGGCCCCUGCAGAAACAAACUCCCAAGCAGGAUACCCUUUGUGACCUCUGCAGUCAUGCACCUUUCAAGGAUUCCUCGUCGCUCCGAAAGCAUGUCGCUGCCGCCCACACAAGACCCUUUCCUUGUGCCUUCUCCUUCGCCGGCUGCCCGAGCACAUUUGGCUCCAAAAAUGAGUGGAAGAGGCACAUCGCAUCCCAGCAUCUGUGUCUGCAGUAUUAUCGAUGCUCUUCGUGUCCGCAGAGCAGUCCCGAUGGCAAAGGCAACGAGUUCAACCGCAAGGACUUGUUCACGCAACAUCUUCGGCGGAUGCAUGCUCCGUUCGCCAUCAAAAAGUCCAUCGCCAAGGGCGACAGCAAACUGCAGGUGGAAUGGGAAACUCAUGUCAAGGAGAUGCAGGCCUCUUGUUUGGUGACGAGGAGGCAACCACCACAACGCUCGGCCUGUCCGAAACAAGACUGCCAAAGUGUUUUUGAAGGACCCGGGUCCUGGGAUGAGUGGACCGAACACGUUGGCCGCCACAUGGAAAAGGGUGAGGCCCAGCAAAUGGGCGUUGACAGUCUACUGUCUGAUUGGGCGCUGGAGGAAGGUAUCAUUGAACGACUGGAGGACGGGGAAUACAAGCUUACAAGUGGGAAUGGGAAUGGAAACGGGGUUGCUGAGAGGGACUCCAACGGUCACGGCAACGGCAGCGGCAGCAGCAACAGCAAUACCAACAACUCUUUUUUGGUAGAUGGUGGGAAGAGGGAGGACGAAGACCCGUCCAUCACUGUAGCGAUAACGUUGCCAAUGGCUGACGAUAUGGAGGUGGAUUGA
Messenger RNA from Podospora pseudocomata, 2667 nucleotides. RefSeq lists its product as uncharacterized. Gene Ontology annotation, molecular function: DNA-binding transcription factor activity. The transcript is spliced from 3 exons. The record is from RefSeq and is a predicted model, not a curated record. Lineage: Eukaryota; Fungi; Ascomycota; Sordariomycetes; Sordariales; Podosporaceae. The coding region runs from base 1 to 2667 and encodes 888 amino acids.